This is a messenger RNA of Stereum hirsutum FP-91666 SS1, 1532 nucleotides long. RefSeq lists its product as uncharacterized. The record is from RefSeq and is a predicted model, not a curated record. Bases 483 to 1532 code for a protein of 349 amino acids. The transcript has 20 exons. NCBI's taxonomy places the organism in Eukaryota, Fungi, Basidiomycota, Agaricomycetes, Russulales, Stereaceae.
AGUCUUAUGUCGCUCUUGCAAUUGAGAACCAUGCUGAUUGCAUUCUAUUUCUGCAAGCUUUCUGAACGUCAGUGCAUUCGCGUCCGGCUAAUACGAUCGGCCCUUGCGAGUCUGUGAACCUUUUGAGCUCCGAUACCUUGCAAGGGUCGUGUGCCAAUGGCCACACUGGGCGAUACUCCCUCCGAAAAGUGACAUGAUUGCCAUUCUCAGCAGGAGACCCGCCAGGACCAACCACAGAAUGUAAAGAAAUACAACUUCUUGUCGCACGGUUGCUCCCCGGCGAUGUUUACUUCGGAUGUGAAGAUCGGAAAUAGAGCGGCGACAAGGCGACGAUUCAUUGAUAUCCCAAAAUAUUGCGGAGGGACUUUUUAGGUUGCUGUUCGCGUUCUUCUGUUGUCUUCCUCUCCACGGGGCCCUCACUUUCGUUCAUUCCGUCGUGUUGCUGGCUUUGCUCUGUGCGUAGUACGAAGGUUGGAUCCAAGAUGGCUACACCACAAGCACUAUCAUGGGAUAAUAAACUCGGAGCGCUACUGAUCGGUGGCUUGGCCAGUGGACUACUGUACGGGAUCACUUGCACGCAGACCUAUAUGUACUUCGAAAAGUCAUUCCGAGAUCGACGUUCGUUGAAGCUGUUUGUAGCCGGCCUGUGGAUGUUAGACACAUUCGACUUUGUCUUGAACGGUCACCUGUUGUACCAUUAUCUUGUGACGAAUUAUACAAACCCGGCUGCUCUCGCUGAGAAGCCCGUUUGGAGUUUGCUGGCCCAUGUUCUCAUCACAUCUGUAACAGAUUUCCUCGUCCGCAGCAUGUUUGCUCUACGCGUUUGGCGAUUGAGCAAUCAAAACAUCAUACUCACGACAGGGAUUGUUAUCACGUCGCUACUGGAUCUUGUGGUCGGAAUAAUUGUAUCUGCAGAAGGCUUUUCUUUAGCUUCUAUGGAGGACCUCGGCAAGCUUUCUGAUCUGUUCUACAUCAACUUUGCCGCUGGGGCGGGCUCCGACGUCUUUGUCGCUUUUGUGCUGACCUAUUUCCUGGCCAAGACAAGAACGGGUGGCUCUAAUACGCGUACGGAUUCGAUUGUGGACGUACUGAUUUUGUAUACUAUCAAUACCGGUCUGCUCACUGCCAUCGAUGCUAUGCUGGGUAUGAUGCUGUACAUCGUUAUGCCCAAUAAUUUCAUUUUCAUUGCAUUUUACCUGCAACUGAGUAAACUCUAUGUGAACGCAUACCUCGCCACCCUCAACAACCGCGAGACUCUUCGCUCGAAAGUCAGCGGGGAGUCCUACUACAAUCCAACCAUCCCCACUGGCGGCGCACAUGAAACCCACCAUUCCCUGCCUCUCUCACCCAUAAACGCGCGCACGCCUCAUCAGGGCAAUCCAUUCCGUGAAACGCAUGUCGUGUCCGCAAGGAUAAGGCAAGGAAGCGAUGCGUCGCGAAGCUCUGGGAGGAAGAGCUUUGAACCGAUUGUGUUUACGAGAGAGGGCAGGACGAUGGCAGAUGAUGAGGAUAAGUAUGGUCUGGAUCCUUGA